AUGAGCUCGUACUUUGUAAACUCGUUCUCAGGGCGCUAUCCAAAUGGCUCCGACUAUCAGUUACUAAAUUAUGGGACUAACGGCGCUGUGAGCGGCUCCUUCAGAGACCCUGGCACCAUGCACUCCGGGUCUUUCGGCUACAACUACAAUGGCAUGGACCUAACCGUGAACCGUACCAACACCGGCAGCCACUUCGGUGCAGUGAGAGAGGAUGCCCGGGGGUUCGCGCCGGACUCCCGGUACAGACAGACACCCAACUGCUCGCUCUCAUCUCCAGACCCGUCUUCGUGCGUCUCGGGCAACCGGGAGCCGCUGGAACUAAAAAGCCCCUCUCCGCCGAUUGACCGGAGCACGACCUCCUCAAGCUCAGGCGGGAACACACUCAACAAAAGCAACAGCGCUCAUUUCACGGAGAUAGAGGACGCGGCCACCAUCGCCUCUGAGACCGAGGAGGGCGCACACAGCAGCGGGGGAUCCAACGCGGCACCUCGGGCUCAGCAGCAGCAGCAGCAGCAGCAGGAACCCAACGCCACCUCCUCUACUCCCACAUCAAAUGAUUGCCAAACGCCACAAAUAUUCCCCUGGAUGAGGAAACUGCACAUAAGCCAUGAUAUGACUGGACCUGACGGCAAAAGGGCCCGAACCGCGUACACCCGCUACCAGACGCUAGAGCUGGAGAAAGAGUUUCACUUCAAUAGGUACCUAACCAGACGGCGGAGGAUAGAGAUAGCCCACGCCCUGUGUCUCUCCGAAAGACAGAUCAAAAUCUGGUUUCAGAACCGCAGGAUGAAGUGGAAGAAGGACAAUAAACUGAAAAGCAUGAGUCUCGUGACGGGAGGAAGCGCUUUCCACAACUGAAUAACACUUGGGGGAGAAAGAAAGGAAGGAAGGAAGGAAGGAAGAGAGUUAAAAGAAAAAGAAAAAAAACAUAAAAAAAUAAUAAUGAUAAAAAAAAAAAGAAAGAAAGAGGAAAGAAAGAAAUCCAUGAGUA
Molecule: messenger RNA, 991 nt
Organism: Scomber japonicus (chub mackerel)
Lineage: Eukaryota; Metazoa; Chordata; Actinopteri; Scombriformes; Scombridae
Gene: hoxb5b
Product: homeobox B5b
Exons: 3
Coding region: 1-858 (285 amino acids)
Biological process (GO): regulation of transcription by RNA polymerase II; anterior/posterior pattern specification
Cellular component (GO): nucleus
Molecular function (GO): DNA-binding transcription factor activity, RNA polymerase II-specific; RNA polymerase II cis-regulatory region sequence-specific DNA binding
Source: RefSeq, a predicted model, not a curated record